AUGCUUUACAUGAAUCCAGAGAUGCUCGAGGUCAGCCGGAGCUCCCUUGUCAUCGCUUCCCCGGCGACCAUCCUGUCUAGCGAGCAGCGCGCCCCAGGACGGAGUCCGGAUGCAGCAACCUUCCAAGAGAUCCUGCGCUUUCAUGACUCAUGCAUUCGAGCAGAGGCAGAGGUGUCAGCCGCCUCAGCGCAGAGUUUCUUCGACUUUGAUGACCUGCCUCCAGCCGGCGUGUCCGAGCACAUUGCCGACUCCUUGCAGCCACAGGAGCCGCGUUUGGAAGAUGCGGAGCCAAAGCCUGCUGAGGUGGAAACAGAGCCACGGGCCGCCGAGAAGCCGAGAGCUUUGCAAGGUCAUGGCCUCUUUGUUUCCAAAGAACUUGGGCAGAAGCUCGCCAUGCUGGAGCAUGAAGAGACUCCACCAGACUCUCCUGGGGAUCUGCAUGGUCCACUGGAUGAGAAGUCUGCUCUGGCGCUGCUCCGCGGCCGGGCCGACCCCAACGCUGCGCUGGGCGCACUGCGGCGCACACCACUCUUCGCGGCGGCGGAGCGGUGCAACAUCAAGCUGAUUGACAACCUGCUAAAGUUUCGGGCCGACGUCAAUCGAGCCGAUCUUGCAGGCGAGACACCACUCUUUGCUCUUUGCCAUGCGGCUGCCUGGGCUGAUGCUUCUCUCCGCAGCCGCCGUGCCGCAGUGCAAAGGCUGCUGGAAGGCGAGGCUGACAUCGAUUUCGCCAACCCUCGAGGGCGCACGCCGCUCCAUGCGGCAAUCACCAGCGGUGAUAUUGCAGUUCUUUCGGUUUUGCUGGAGGAUACCGCGAAUGUGAACGCACGCGAUUUGGGUGGCUUCACAGCCUUGAUGUGGGCUGCUGGCCGGGGCAACGCAGAAGUUGUCAAAGCUCUGCUUACAGCUCGGGCCAACACGGCCUCAGCUGCGAACCGUGGCGAAACAGCCAUGCUCUUUGCGCUUACCAACAAGUGCGAGUCGGUGGUCCAGACCCUUCAAAACCACGCCGACCAGCAGCCCAGAGAGGGCAAGGCCGCCGGGGCCGCGACUCUGGCUCACUGCAGGCAUGGAGAUCCAGAGCCAGCUGCAUUCAUGGGUCAGGUACGUGCAAAGUUCGCACCCGAUCUGAGCUCCCAUUCCUAUGCGGAGAAACCUACAGGGCAUCGAGUUUUGGAAGCAUGUCUCCCGAAAUGCCACAAUGCUUCGCGCCGCAGCGUUCUGAGUCAUCAAGCCUUCCGGAGACAUAGCACCAUGGUGCACUACAGUGAGCAAUGCCCGAAAUCUACGUGGACCUUCGCAGAGGACCCUGUGGUCGGCCACGAGAUGCAGGGGCACUGGGGCAAUCCUUGCAGCUCACUCAAGCGGACACCUCAUGCGAUGCCGAACGGCUUCCGCCCUGAUGUGAUGCUCUGGCGGCUAGUUCUUCGUGUGGACAACGUGGAGGAUGACAGCAUCUCAUUGCGAGUUGCCGCACGUCAGGCCAGGAUGGAGCCAGGAAAAUGGUCGAAUCCCGCCCUGGGCAUGGACAGAGCGAGCAAGCUGCUUGCAAACCAUGUGCAGGAGGAUCUCAAACUCGCGGCUGGUGCAAGAGAGAUUGUGAUGAAAGCCUCGUCAGGGUGGGACUGGCCGCCUUUGCAGUGGCGACAUCACAGCAGCGCUGGGCUCUACAGAUUCCUGCGCAAUGCUGUGCAAAAGGCCUAUGCGCGGUUGGACCAGCAGGUAUGGACUCCUGUUUCCACUGCCGUACAAGCUCCAAGAAGCCUCUUGUAUGGCAAGAAGAUGCAAGCGGAAGGCAAGCAUGACGACCACCUGAGGUGUCCAGCACUGAGCUUGCCCAUCGCAGCCCCGAGCCCGGAGUUGGACGAUAUCGAAGCCCACCAGAGCGAUCAGACAGGCACCGAUGUGUGGGAUCCUGGGAUCGUCCUCGCUUCUGCGCUCCCGCAGCUCCUUCCGGGAUCUGAGCGGAAUUUGGAGCUGCUCGAGCUGGGAGCGGGCCUUGGUCUCCUCGGCUUUGUCGCCGCCCUCCUUGGCCACAGCUGUACCUCUACAGAUCUCGAAGCCGUUCAUGCCUCUUCUGAGAAGUUUGCAGCCGAAUGUGCGGAGCUUCCGGCGCUUACUGGCUGUUGCUGGCAGUGGAAGGUCCUCGACUGGUCUGAACCGCCAGACUGGGUAUUGGAGAGGACAUGGGACAUCUUGUUGGGGGCCGACCUGCUUUGGUAUGCCGUUGGGCAUGAUGUGAACCCGGCACCCCGGAGCUGGGCUGCCAGGCUUCAGACCCCGUUGCUGCGAUUCCUUUCACGGCUGCGAUUCACAGAGUUCCUCCUUGCGGAGCGCGAGCGGGAUCUCGAGGCCACCGAGGAGUUCUUCCAAGUUUUGGACCUGUUUGGUUUCGAGGCACGUCGAGUGGACCUGCCCGGCGGCAAGUGCGGCUCCCUAACUGAGGCCGUUGACGUCGCCAUUUGGAGCAUUCGACACUCCUGCCUCAUGACUGUGCCGGCGGCCAUCUGGAGCAGAGAUACUGUGACGAACGAGGACAGCGUUUUCAACUUCCCGGUGCCAGGAUUACCAGAGACGGUGCGUGCCUGCCAAAGCCUACAAAGCGACGAGUUGGGAGCAGUGGUGUGGGAUGCUGCGGUGCUUCUUGCCUGGUUUUUGUGCCAGAACGAUUGGCUCUGCCACAAUGCCCGCAUCCUGGAACUCGGCGCCGGCACCGGUCUUGUUGGCCUGGUUGCAAAGGCCUUGGGUGCAGAGGGAGGCCUCCUCAGCGAUCUGCCAAUGCUCGUGCCUUUGCUGGAGGACAGUAUAUCUUUGAACGCUGCGUGGGUAGAGGACAUGGCGGCCAUCAGUUUGGACUGGGAAGACCCGCAUUGUGUGAAGGACAUCCGAGAUAUUUUCCAGCCUCAGCUGCUGCUCCUGGCAGCUGAUGUUGUUCAUCAGCGAGUUCCCUACCUAGCCUUGCUGGAGACAAUCCGGUACAUUUGUGACCUCCGAAGCCCGAAAGCCACGAGACUGCUGCUAGCUCACCAGGACCGACAGCCGGAGCACACAGACCGAUUCCUUGAAGCUGCUUUGGAGCAAGGCUUCAGUAGCCGUGUCGUGGCGAGACAUGCCAACGAGAAAACUUGCUUGGCGAAGCUAGGCAUCGAGGAUCUACAUGCUCAGUUGGAACGAGCCGGAACUGCAUAUUUCCUCUUUUCAGAGGAAGCUUUCGGUGUGCACAACAUUUGCUGGCUGCGAGUUGCACGCUGUAUCGGAGACGACGACAGCUCUUGGUCGAACUUCGCCACUCAGAUGAGUCGAAGGGGCACAUGGCGUGCUGUCGCGUUGGACCUGGAUGGAACCACUCUGAACAGCAGUCACACGCUCAGUGCCCGCACAGUGGACGCGAUUCAGAAGAUUGAAUCCCGGCUCUUUCGAGAUGUUGCAGUCCAGAUGCAUCAGGAGCCGCUUGUCCCUAUCGCUUCAGAGACGUCGAAUCUAUCGGCUAUCGGCCAAAAGCCCAAGGUCCAUGUCAUCAUUGCGACUGGGCGUCCAGUCCUCUCCCUGCAGGCACAAGCGCCCCCCUACGUGACAGAGCUCGGCCUGACGCGACCGGUGCCCACGGUGUGUUUCAACGGAGCCUGCGCGACGCUGGUGGAUCCUUGGGGUGAAGGGCAGAGAGUCCUGAUCUCACGAGGCUUGAGCCACUCAGCGACAGAGAGUUCCUCGACGGCAGCUUUGGAUGGCUCGUUGGUCCACCAUUCGCGAAGCACAUGGCACCUCGGUGGUGCCGUGCCCCGCCUGAACAGGAAAACUGAAAUCCACGAAGAGUGGCUUCAAUCCUUCGAGGAGUUGGAAGGCAUGGAGCAGGAGCGCGUGGAAGAUUUGUGGGAGCUGCUUGAAACAGAGACGCCCCUCAAGGUCGUUGCGCUCGCUGAGAAUCCUGCGGCACAGGCUGCCAAGGCUCGUGCUAUGCUGCCACCUGGUGCGGCCCACGUGGUGGCAGCCGAGCAACACGUAGAGUUUUUGUCGGUAGAUGUGAGCAAAGGUGAUACCCUUCGAAGACUGUGCACAGAGCAUCUGGGAAUUCCAAUGGAAGAGGUAAUUGCCUUUGGCGACAACUUCAACGACAUAGAAAUGCUCCAGCUGGCUGGCCAGGGCGUGGCAAUGCAGAACGCCCGCGAGGAGCUCAAGGAGGUUGCAAGUAGAGUCAGCGAGUGGACAAACGACGACGAAGGCGUGGCAAGGGAGCUGGAGCAGCUGUUGGCCUCCUUUGCAGAGUGA
This is a messenger RNA of Symbiodinium necroappetens, 4266 nucleotides long. The record is from the annotation of a GenBank genome assembly. Lineage: Eukaryota; Dinophyceae; Suessiales; Symbiodiniaceae.